ACUUCACCAUCGUACCCAACAAAGUAGUUGUACUACACACACCAAUGGAUCAAAAAUUCAUAAACAAGCGAUAGAAAAAUCGCAAAAAAUUAGGGAAAAAAUAAUCAAUUUUCUUUCUUACCCGUCUUCGCAAGUCUUCUUCUCCAAACUCCAUCGUCCCCAAAAUCGAAGCGAAGAUGAUGCACAUGACCUUCUACUGGAGCAAGGACGUGACAAUCCUGAUCGACUCUUGGCGGACCACUUCAUGGACGAGUUACUCCCUCACGCUAAUCGCCUGCCUCAUCGUCUCGGCCUUCUACCAGUACCUCGAGGACCUCCGCGUGCGGCUCAAGACCGCGUCGUCGUCGGCCGCGAAAAUCUCUUCGCCGGCGCCGAUCCAAACUCCGCUGCUCGGCGCGAAGCUCGACGGCGCCGGAGGGAGGUUCUCGGCGGCUCGGCUUGGUGGAGCCGUGCUUUUCGGGGUGAACGCGGCGAUCGGGUACCUGCUGAUGCUGGCGGUCAUGUCGUUUAACGGAGGCGUGUUUGUGGCUAUCGUUGUGGGGCUCGCGAUUGGCUACUUGGCGUUUAGGAGCGGGGACGAUGACGUGGCGGCAACUGUGGUUGAUAAUCCCUGCGCUUGUGCUUAGAUUUAGAUUGUUUAUAUUUUAGAUACGAUCAAAAGCUUGCAAUUUGCUUCGCCGAUUUGCCGUUUUCUCUAUGAAUCUGUAAUGUAAUUUUCUUACUAUAUAAAAUCUGAAUGGUUGUGAUUUGUGCUUAAUUUCCAA
Prunus persica (peach) is the source of this 764-nucleotide messenger RNA. RefSeq names its product copper transporter 5.1. Lineage: Eukaryota; Viridiplantae; Streptophyta; Magnoliopsida; Rosales; Rosaceae. Gene Ontology annotation, biological process: copper ion transmembrane transport; intracellular copper ion homeostasis. The coding region runs from base 177 to 626 and encodes 149 amino acids. Gene Ontology annotation, molecular function: copper ion transmembrane transporter activity. The record is from RefSeq and is a predicted model, not a curated record. The transcript has a single exon. Gene Ontology annotation, cellular component: plasma membrane.